CGUGGUGCCCUUUGAUGUUCGAGCUCCCCGACGUGUCUUCUGCUCAAAAGCAGUAUUUGUUACAGGCCGUGACUACAAUACUUUUCAUCUCGCCAGGGUCCUCCGUCUUUUUCUCUGUUGACUCUCGAAAAGUUUCAGCCCUUACAUAUUCAGACAAAAAAAGAAAAAUCACAAAAGUUUUUGACAGGAACGUGGCAGUGUCUUGUUUUGUUGUGAUUUUUUUUUUUUUUACAAAGAAAAAAAAAUGCCACAACUCAAUAGCGGAGGGGGAGAUGAUCUCGGAGCCAACGACGAAAUGAUUGCCUUUAAAGAUGAAGGAGAACAAGACGAAAAAAUUCAAGAGAACGCGUUCACCGAGCGGGACUUGGCCGAUCUGAAAUCGUCGCUGGUGAAUGAAUCGGAGAUCAGUCAAAACUCGCAUCAGCCGGUGGGUAGAUCAGGACAGCAGGAGGAGCAGAGGGUGUACGAAGAGAAACACAGGGAACACCUUGAACAUCUUGACGACGUACCAAAGCCUCAAGAUGCUGGGAUGUACAAAACAUCAACCUUUUCUGGAUACCCAUUCCUAAUGUUGCCGGAUCACUUUCAUCCUAAUGGACAAAUGUCACCAUCUGCUAACAAAGUCGCAGUGGUGCAGCAGCCCCAUGGGAUGCACCCACUUACAUCACUUUUGCCAUACAGCAAUGAACACUUCAACCCCAACCCUCCACAUCUGACACCAGAUAUGAGCCAAAAACCAGGUGUUCACAGACAUCAGCCCCAUGAUCUACCAAGCUUCUAUUCUCUGCCCUCAGGAGGAGUUGGCCAAAUUACUCCAUCCAUGGGUUGGCAAGGUCAGCCUGUCUAUCCACUUUCCUCGUGCGGCUUCAGGCAGCCUUACUCCUCCAGUCUCACCAGCAACUCCUCCUAUUCCAGGUUCUCUCACUCUCUUAUUAUGGGGCCAUCUGGAAUGCAUCCUACAGGGAUCCCACACCCUGCCAUAGUACCCUCUUCAGGCAGGCAAGAGCAUGACCAGUUUGACAUUAAGCCUCAUACAGAGUCAAAAAGGGAGAGAGAGCCUAAGAAGCCAGUUAUCAAGAAGCCGCUGAAUGCCUUUAUGCUGUAUAUGAAGGAGAUGAGGGCAAAAGUCAUUGCAGAAUGCACCUUGAAGGAGAGCGCAGCUAUCAACCAGAUACUGGGCCGCAGGUGGCAUGCUUUGACCCGUGAGGAACAGGCUAAGUACUAUGAGCUUGCCAGGAAAGAGCGGCAGCUACACAUGCAACUCUACCCAAGCUGGUCUGCCCGAGACAACUAUGGCAAGAAGAAAAGAAGGAAAAGAGACAAGCAGCAAGAUUCUACCUUAGACCCUGGCUUCCCUAAGAAAUGCCGAGCUCGUUUCGGUCUCAAUCAACAAAUGGACUGGUGUGACCCCUGCAGGAGAAAAAAGAAGUGCAUUCGCUAUCUUCAAGGAGGACAGUACGUCAGCCCCAAUUCUUCCGAUGGAAGUGCUCUAGAUUCGCCCUCCUCUCCUGUUCAUCACUUAACACACCCCACCUAUCCUCUAAACUGCCCCUUUCCUUUUCCAAAAGCAAAGCCUGUACAGACCGGACAACACCCUCAACACUCAGUCCUUGUGAACUCCCAAUUUUCUUCAGCAGAGCAAAAACAGAGAUCACAGUCCACAUCUCAGUAGUCAUUAUCAUUAAACAGUGAUGCCCAGAAACUCUUCUGCCUUCAGUGUUUUCAUAAGACACUAUAAAUAUUUUAAUGAGACACCAGCUUCUGUGUGUAUCACAUUGGAAGCAACUUGUUAAAAUUUUAAAAAUGUAUUCAAAUGAUAAUAUUUUCUUCCUAAAACUAAAAUAUAUGUUUUUCAAAUUUUAUUACUCCAGUUUUCCAUUUAUUUACAAACACAUUCUGAGUGCUUUGCCUGGAAACUUUCAUCCAAACUCCACAGUGUCAAGUAUGUUUGAAGAACAGUGAAUCAUGCCUCAUUUUUGCUGUUUUAUAAGUAUUAAAUUUUGACUUGAUUCAGAAAAGAAAUGUGCAAAACAUUUUCAAGUAAUAUUGGAGGGUUUAUAGUGAAUUAAUGCAGCUCAUCAAACUAUUGUGUUCAUUUACUUCAAAUUUAACUUCUUUAUUUUUUUUUCUAUGUAAAUCUUUUUUUUUUCUAUAUAUUUUUACACAGGUGGUGAUUUUAUUUUUUUUCUUUGGUGACAUCCAUUUUUAAUAUAUUAAACAUUUUGGAACUUUGUGAAUUUAAUUCUUUAUGGCAGUGUUAAAAAGAAAUCUCAAUUUUUUUACCAACCCUAAAAGAACUAAACAGAUUAAUUUAUGAAUACCUCUGAUUAAAUAUUAAGAAAUUAUUGUUGUGUUAAGGUAUUGCAUUUCCCAAUGUACUGCAUCUAUUGACCUACAUGCAUUGAAGUGUGUUUAAAUGGGUUUCCAUUCUUUUCUUUGCACAUUCUUAAUGCCUUUAGGAAGUAUUUACAUAAUAAUUGACAUAAUUAUGACUGUGAUUUAUCUCAAAGCGUUAUAAAUGGUCUUUAUUCUGCAAAGAUUCUCUGAAAUGAAAUGGUUUUGUUAUAUUUAUUUUGUUAUAAAAUUAUAUUUUUGUCAAAUUAAAAGUAAAAAAACAACAACACAUUUCCACAAAUAUUACACACAUUUACACAAAUAUAAUGGUCAGGUAAUGAGCAAACAGUAUUAACUGGACCAUGCUAAGACAAAACCUUCUAACUAUAAUGAGUGUCACAAAUCAGGUGGACAAAAGCAUACUAAGGAUUGUAAAUAACUGGUACGAACCAGGUGUGUAAUGGUCACCUAUAACACUGGUAGUUUGGCACACUUGCCCAAAGCCAUGGAAAUAGCCUAGUUUAGGUGUACAUUUAUCUGUGCACUGAUUAGUUCUCUUGACACCUGCUGGGAGUAUUUCUCUAUCUAUAUAACUUUAUUUUCUUUUAUGAACCUGGCUCUGAUCCAGACCUAGAUGCAGAGACUGCAAGUGCUCAAUGAUGUAAAUCUCUUGUACUUUCUCCCCCCAAAUACCUGUGUGAUCAAAUGGCUAAUGCAAUGCCAUUAUUAAGGACAGACCGACACUCAGGGGUUAUUGUAAACAAUUUAACCCUAAUGUCACUCCUAAUAAUAAAACAGACAUCAGAACAAAA
Molecule: messenger RNA, 3146 nt
Organism: Silurus meridionalis
Lineage: Eukaryota; Metazoa; Chordata; Actinopteri; Siluriformes; Siluridae
Gene: tcf7
Product: transcription factor 7
Exons: 12
Coding region: 245-1672 (475 amino acids)
Biological process (GO): regulation of transcription by RNA polymerase II; canonical Wnt signaling pathway
Cellular component (GO): beta-catenin-TCF complex
Molecular function (GO): DNA-binding transcription factor activity, RNA polymerase II-specific; RNA polymerase II cis-regulatory region sequence-specific DNA binding
Source: RefSeq, a predicted model, not a curated record